UCGGCUUUCUGAAAUUCACAGGAACCGGAAGAAGCGAAGUUACUGUACUGUGUUGAUUUCCAGAGAGAAGGAAAAGAGGACUUGACGUUUGGAUUCACAUGAAUAACCUUCUCAGUGCCAUUUUUUUCAUUUAUCCUGCAUACAAUUAAAGACUUGUUGAAAAAAAGUUUGAAUUAGUCGAUGGGAAAAAGCUGAAGAUGUUUAGCUUCGAGGGAGAUUUCAAAACAAGACCCAAGGUGUCACUUGGAGGAGCGAGUAAAAAGGAGGAGAAAGCAUCCCUGUUGCACAGAACUCAAGAAGAAAGGAGAAAAAGAGAAGAUGAAAGAAAACGACUGAAGAAUGCCAUCAUCAUUCAGUCGUACAUUCGUGGCUAUCAAGAUAUGAAACAACAGUAUGCCAUUCAGAGAGCCCAGUUUGACAGUUUUGUCAGCCAGACACAGGCGGGGGGAGCCCAGCAUGUUCUGGACAGUUCUGAUCUCUGCCUUCUAUCAAGACAACUGAUAUUUUUCUACAGACAGAACCUGGAUUCACACAGAUUGAUAUGGUUAUGCCAGAACCUGGUGAAACACAACAAUCCGUUUGUAAAGCUGUUGAUCACACCACAGAAGCAGACAUGUAUGUUUCAAAUCAGGAGGAUCUUGGGCUUCUGCUGCAGGCUUCUGCAAAACUCCACAGACGACAGUUUAAAUGUUGCAGUUCCCAUGCGCAUGCUGGAAGUCUUUUCCUCAGAGAAAACAUAUCUUUCUGUAAUUCCAGAUGCUAACUAUGUAGCUUUGAUACUUGAGCAGAUUUUGCACUAUAUGGUACAGAAAGGAUACUACAGAUCGCUGUACAUUCUGGUGAAUCACAGGCUUCCCUCCAGUCUGGAGUACAGCGAUGCUCCCUCUGUCCCUUUGGCAAGCACAUUGUUGGAGCACACACUUAAGCCUCUGCACUUUACCUACUCCUCUUGCACAAAAGGCGCAAGGCAAUUUGUAUUUGCAGCUUUUACCGAGGAGUUUAUUUCUGCCCCGUUUACCGAGCAGAUCUUUCACUUCUUUAUCCCGGCGCUCUCGGACUGCCGUCUUUCAUUCCCAUUCGAGGCCUUCCUGAGCUCCCUGCAGGGAACAGUGGAAUCUUCUUCUGCAGCGCAGAGCCAGGCACCCUGGCUGUUGUAUUUUGUCCUUUUUGCAGGAGAAAACCGCUUGGGUUCGCUAUCAGAAGAGGGCCUCCUGCUCUACCUUCGAGCUCUGCAGACGCUGCUGCCUCUACUGCCGGUGUCGGAAAGCUCCAGCAGACCUGAAGUGAGCAGCGGGUAUCUAUCAGAUCAAACCUCUGCUUUGCAUCUCUUGCAGGAUAACAGCCGGAUUUCGGUGCAGCAGAUAACGGAGGAAUGCAUCCACAAGCUGGACACGAAGCAGCAGACGAACGCCCUUCUGAACUUGGUCUGGAGGGAUUCGGCCAGCGAGGACGUUUUCACCAUGAUGGCCUCCAUCUGUCACACGCUCAUGGUGCAGCACCGUCUGAUGGUGCCCAAAGUCAGACUUCUGUACAGCUUAGCUUUCAAUGCGCGGUUCCUGCGGCAUCUGUGGCACCUGAUCACCUCCAUGACCACCAAAAUGAUCACAGGCUCCAUGGUGCCCUUGCUACAGCUAAUCUCUCGGGGGUCUCCCAUGUCGUUUGAGGACUCCAACCGCAUCAUCCCGCUCUUCUAUCUCUUCAGCUCCCUGUUCAGCCACUCACUCAUCUCUGUGCAUGACAGCGAGUUUUUUGGGCAUGAAAUGGAAGGUCAUGUACAAUCCUCCAUGAUGCCUUUCACGCUGUCAGAGCUGGUGACUCUUUCUCGCUGUUUGAGAGACGCGUGUCUGGGAAUCAUCAAGCUGGCCUACCCCGAAACCAAAACGGAGCACAGAGAGGAAUACAUGGCUGCUUUCCGCAGUGUGGGGGUCAAGACCAACAAUGAGGUCCAGCAGCGGAUCCAGGCUGAGCAGAAGCGAUGGGUGCAGCUCUUCAAGGUCAUCACUAACCUGGUGAAGAUGGUGAAAGCUCGUGACAUCAGACGACCCUUCUGCCCAGCAGGUCACUGGCUUUCUGAUGAGGUCAACAUCCGAGCGGAUAAGGUCACACAACUGUAUGUGCCUUCAGCAAGACAUGUGUGGAGGACAAGAAGGAUGGGACGUAUUGGGCCUCUUCAGUCAACACUUGACGUUGGACUGGAGCCUCCGCAGCUGUCUGUGUCUGAAGAGAGGAACUUGGCCAUCUUAACAGAACUCCCAUUUGUUGUUCCCUUUGAGGAGCGAGUAAAGAUCUUCCAGAGGCUCAUCUUUGCUGACAAACGGGACGUGCAGGGCGACGGGCCGUUCCCCGAUGGCAUCAAUGUCACCAUCAGACGAAACUACAUCUAUGAGGAUGCUUAUGAUAAGCUCUCUCCAGAAAAUGAACCAGACCUGAAGAAGAGGAUUCGUGUCCACCUGCUGAACGCUCACGGUCUGGACGAGGCGGGCAUCGAUGGCGGCGGCAUCUUUCGGGAGUUCCUCAACGAGCUCCUCAAGUCAGGCUUCAACCCCAACCAGGGCUUCUUCAAGACGACGAACGAGGGGCUGCUGUAUCCCAGUCCCGCAGCGGAGAUGCUGGUUGGAGACUCUUUCACGAGACACUACUAUUUCCUGGGCAGGAUUCUUGGAAAGGCGCUGUAUGAGAACAUGCUGGUGGAGUUGCCCUUUGCCAGUUUCUUUCUGUCCAAGCUUCUGGGAACCAGCGCAGACGUGGACAUCCACCACCUGGCCUCCCUGGAUCCAGAGAUGUACCGUAACCUGCUCUUCCUGAAGAGCUACGAGGACGACGUGGAGGAGCUCGGCCUCAACUUCACCGUGGUUAACAACGAUCUGGGAGAAGCUCAGGUGGUUGAACUGAAGCCAGGAGGCAAAGACAUUCCUGUGACCACAGCGAACCGGAUCGCUUACAUCCAUUUGGUGGCAGACUACAGGCUGAACAAACAGAUCCGACCUCAUUGCCUGGCUUUCAGACAGGGUCUGGCCAACGUGGUCAACCUCGAGUGGCUGCGGAUGUUUGAUCAGCAGGAGAUCCAGGUGCUGAUAUCUGGAGCUCAUGUACCAAUUAGUCUUGAUGACCUGAAAAACUUCACAAACUAUUCAGGCGGUUACACAGCCAAUCACCCGGUCAUCCAGAUCUUCUGGGAAGUGGUAGAAGGAUUCACAGAAGAGGAAAAGCGUAAACUCUUGAGAUUUGUCACCAGCUGUUCCCGACCUCCACUGCUUGGCUUUAAGGAGCUGCACCCGGCCUUCUGCAUUCACAACGGCGGCAGCGACCUUGAGCGUCUCCCCACCGCCAGCACCUGCAUGAACCUGCUCAAGCUCCCCGAGUUCUGUGACCAGCACUCCAUGAGGAGCAAGCUGCUGUACGCCAUCGAGUCAUCUGCCGGCUUCGAGCUGAGCUGAGCGCUUACAUCCGCACGCAGAAGAAGCUCCUUUAGUGAGAGGAAACGUGUGUGGGGUGAGAAAACACUCACCCGCACGCCAGCGGCGGACAGUUGUGACGCAGAACAUGUAUUCAUUUCAGUAAAGGUUCUAAUCCCUUUUUCCCGAAUCCCUCCAGAACUAGAUUCUUACAGAGACGGCUACUUUUGUGUUGCCUCACAAGAACGGACAGUUGUUUUUCACCAAAGAUUUAGUGGCAUUGUAUGAUUAAAAAAAUAAAUAAAAAAAACAAGAAAAAAAGCAAUAUAGCAACAAAGGGGUAUCAGACUCUAAAACCACCUGGUGGUAUGCCAAGGGCUGCAUAGGCAAAGGAGCUUAUAUGUCCAGCUAUCAUCUAUUGACAUAUAGAGGUAGUUUAAAUUCCUGUUUAACGGAUUUCUUAAAUACUAUUAGUAACAACCAUCAUGUGUUAUUUUACUGCAAGUGUGCACACAUCUUUUAAGGUGUUAAAGACUGAUAUUGAUGGACUAAAAAAAGACUUUAUAAACAUGGUUUUGUGAAUAUGUACAUGUCACAACCGCCUUUCUUUUGUGAUUAGAUUUGUUAUUUGUACAGAUUUGUUUCUCUUUCCUUUGUGUAAUGAAUGGAGGUCAUCUCCACACUCUCUGUCCUGGUUAGCACUCGUGUCAUACGGAUGAGGCCUGUCGGACUACCAACAGGGUGAAAAAACAAAAAGUUUAUGGAGAUAAAUAAAAUCCCCACUUUUCUGUUUUCA
Messenger RNA from Oryzias melastigma (Indian medaka), 4191 nucleotides. It is a transcript of the gene ube3c, whose product is annotated as ubiquitin protein ligase E3C. Gene Ontology annotation, molecular function: ubiquitin protein ligase activity. NCBI's taxonomy places the organism in Eukaryota, Metazoa, Chordata, Actinopteri, Beloniformes, Adrianichthyidae. The record is from RefSeq and is a predicted model, not a curated record. Gene Ontology annotation, biological process: protein polyubiquitination; ubiquitin-dependent protein catabolic process. Bases 198 to 3437 code for a protein of 1079 amino acids. The transcript has 24 exons.